Messenger RNA from Platichthys flesus (European flounder), 1023 nucleotides. It is a transcript of the gene fam78bb, whose product is annotated as family with sequence similarity 78 member Bb. The transcript has 2 exons. The record is from RefSeq and is a predicted model, not a curated record. Bases 133 to 1023 code for a protein of 296 amino acids. Lineage: Eukaryota; Metazoa; Chordata; Actinopteri; Pleuronectiformes; Pleuronectidae.
GCACAGCAGCUGACACGACCCGGAUCCCCCUGCCCUCCACUGGAGCGUUAUUGUGAUUCUGUUGGUUUCUUUUUGAGCGGGGGCUAUAGUGUGGUACAGCACCCACCUUUGCCUUACAACAAGUCCCAUCUCAUGCACAGCCUCAUACUGGUCGAGUCCCAGUCAGCCGCGCUCUUCCCCGGGCCCGUCCGGCUCACCUGGCUGCUCCUCACCGUCUCCCUCACCUGCACAGACAUGGGCUGCAUCCAGAGCAUCGCCUGCAACAAGUCGCGCAUCAAGCGGGAGAACAUCGUGGUGUACGACCUGUCCGCCACCAUCGACCACUGCCCCACUGUCAUCGAGGAGAACUCGCCCAUCGUGCUCCGCUACAAGACGCCCUACUUCAAGGCGUCAGCGCGGGUCGUCAUGCCGCCUAUUUCGCGCAACGAGACCUGGGUGGUGGGCUGGAUCCAGGCGUGCACCCAGAUGGAGUUCUACAACACCUACGGGGACGUCGGCAUGUCGAGCUGGGAGCUGCCUCAGCUGCGCGAGGGCCUGGUGAGGGCCAUCAGCGACUCAGACGGCGUGAGCUACCCCUGGUACGGAAAUACAACAGAGACUGUCACCAUAGUGGGCCCCACCUCCAAGCCGUCCCGCUUCGUCGUCAGCAUGAACGACAAUUUCUACCCCAGCGUCACCUGGGCCGUGCCGGUCAGCGAAUCCAACACGCCCUUACUGACUAACAUCAAAAGGGACCAGAGCUUUACCACGUGGCUGGUGGCGCUCAACACCACGUCCAGGGAAAAGAUCCUGCUCCACACCAUCAAGUGGAGGAUGAGGGUCGAUAUCACGGUGGAUCCGACCCUGCCCCUGGGCUCCAGGGCCAGACUGGUGGGCCGGGUGCAUCAGGACCAGCCUCGGGUGCUGACCCGCAUGGAGCCCAUCCCUCUCAACGCGAUGGGGAGGCCCAACGCCAACGACGCCCAGGUUCUGAUGUGGAGGCCGAGGAGAGGGCCUCCGCUUGUCGUCAUACCGCCCAAAUAA